AUGCUUAAUUCCCGUCACGAUGAAGGUUCUGGUCAGCGGUCCCUGGUUCUAUGCAGCGAUAGGCCAAACUGCAGGCUUCGCUUGCUACGACAAGCGAUUCCUGAAAAUGUGUCAAACGAGUCACGAAUCUUGGAGAAUUUGAUAGUCAAUGAAAGUCACACAACAGGCGAUCAAUUUCUGAACGUCCGUGGAUUUAAAGAUUAG
This is a messenger RNA of Penicillium oxalicum, 204 nucleotides long. RefSeq lists its product as uncharacterized. The transcript has 3 exons. The record is from RefSeq and is a predicted model, not a curated record. The coding region runs from base 1 to 204 and encodes 67 amino acids. NCBI's taxonomy places the organism in Eukaryota, Fungi, Ascomycota, Eurotiomycetes, Eurotiales, Aspergillaceae.